Messenger RNA from Trachymyrmex septentrionalis, 5130 nucleotides. It is a transcript of the gene mlt, whose product is annotated as tubulin-specific chaperone cofactor E-like protein. The record is from RefSeq and is a predicted model, not a curated record. Gene Ontology annotation, molecular function: alpha-tubulin binding. Gene Ontology annotation, biological process: protein folding. Bases 864 to 2402 code for a protein of 512 amino acids. NCBI's taxonomy places the organism in Eukaryota, Metazoa, Arthropoda, Insecta, Hymenoptera, Formicidae. The transcript has 8 exons.
UACAUAUUGUAUAUGGAUGUGCAAUGGUAAUAAUGUACCUAUAUAAUUACUUUAUGAGUAUACCAUUUUAAUUGUAAUCUAAUUGAUAUAAUAACAAAAUAAUGUAUACAAGGAGUACCAAACAAACAGCAAAAGAAAUUCAAGAAAUUUGUCUUGUAUAAUAACUUAAAGGUAUGAGAGAGGAAAUGGAAGAGAGGGAGAAAGAGAGAGAGAGAGAGAGAAAAUACGCGUAGACCAUUUUUGAAAGCAAAGACGAAAUAAGUAUAGCAAAUGGUACCAGCGAUAAAUUCUAUGUAUCGAUAAAUAAUAUAGCAUUGUUUAAAGGUUGAAAAUUAAGUUACGUCUAAAGUUAUAUUUCCUUAUUCUUACAACUGCGAUGCAGCCUUCCAUUACAAUUACAUUACCUACGUUACCUUUGUUUUUAUUUCCUUUAGAAAGCAAAUAGAGAUAACGUAGAAUUUUUAAGUUACUCAAAUCCUAAUCGAUGCACUAAUUUUCAAUAAGAUGAUUAAUAGACAGUACGAAAAGAUGUGAUUGUUAAAAAUGUAAUAAAAGAAAUAUAAUGACAAUGCUUUGUGUCAUCAUCGAUAAUGUAGCGAUUAAGGGUAAAACACCGGAAAUAUUUAAUAGAAAAUCUCCAUGCCAACGCUAAUUGUCAGCUUUCCCUUCAACGUCGAUUACAUGUAUUAUAUGAACAUUGCCUCGGGAACACAACGUCUAAAUUUUUUGUACAAAGUAUAACCUUUUUUACUCUUGGUCUUUUCUACAUUUAAAUUACAUAGUGAACAAACACAACUGUCCGUGUUCGACGAUGCAAUCGCGGGGAACAUUCUUCUAAUCUUUGCACUUCCAAUGCUGUAAAAAUGCCGUCGUUGUUGGAAGCGCUGGAGCUAAAGUACGGCAGUUCAACGACGGAUUGCUCAUUAACGGAUGAUGAGGCGGAGUCUGGUUCGCCCAAAGCCGCCCUGUCGGUGAGCAUCUUCAUCCCUAAGAAGUCUCCACGACAUACGGUGCCGGCGUUACUGGUACUCCAGGACUGCGACAUUGAAUCGGCAGGUAACGACGCCGAGAAACUUCGCAACAAAUGCAAGAACGUCGAGGAGCUUGACUUGGCGCAGAACAAGUUGUCACAAUGGACGGAAGUAUUCGGCAUCCUGCAGCACAUGCCCAAAAUCAAGUUUGUUAACUUGAGCUUCAACUGCCUCGCAGAGGUGCUGGAGAUCAAACAUGGUAAUUACGAUCAUCUGAGAAAUCUCGUGCUGAACGGUACCAGAGUGUCCUGGUCGACGGUGCAGGGGCUGGUGCGGCUUCUGCGGAAUCUGGAAGAGCUCCAUUUGUCUUUGAACGAAUAUAAAACGGUGGACUUGGAUCAUCAAAAGCCGGAGAACGUGAACCCGGCGCUAAAAAAGUUACACUUUACUGGCAAUCCGGUGGAAGUUUGGAACGAGAUCUCGAAAUUAGGAUACUUAUUUCCGAACCUGAAGAGUCUCGUUCUCGCUGAGUGUCCAAUCAGAUCGCUUGGUUUGGAGGAAAAUCAGAAUUUGCCAAGCGAGGAUGGCCGUCGAGCAAAGGAAGAAGGACUCGGUCAGGAUAGCGAAAACAUGAAUCACUUAGAUACAGAUGAACACACUUCGUCGACAGACGAUAAGGGAAAUAGGAUAUUUGAGAACAAGGUGAACUACGACAGAUCCGAGUCGAAGCCGGAAUCCAAUGGAAUGACCAUCGAGUCGCCUCACGAUCCCUUCAGAAUGCUGAGGUUCUUGAAUCUGAAUGGUACUCUGCUAUCCAUUUGGGACGAAGUGGAAAGGCUGGCCAGGUUUCCCGCGUUAAAGUCGCUCAGGAUCCAAGGCUGCCCGCUUUUCGAGAGUCCUCGAGAAUAUACAGAACACGAGAGGCGGCAGCUACUAAUAGCCCGACUGCCAAACGUCGAGACUUUGAACGGCGGCGGCGUGAUAUCGUCUCAAGAGCGCGAGGAUGCCGAGAGGGCCUUCAUACGUUAUUACAUGGACAAACCGGAAGCUGAUCGACCCGAAAGAUAUUCCGAGCUUGUGGCUAUUCACGGAAAGUUGGACCCCUUGGUGAACGUAGAUUUAACACCGGAGAAAAGGGUCAAGGUUACGUUCACUUACGGAGAUCUCGUCGAGGUACGAUCGGUUGAUGUAUAUAGAACAGUUUUCGAAUUAAAAACUAAGUUGGAAAGUAUGGUGAAAAUUCCUGCCAACAGAAUGAGGCUUUUCUACGUUGACCAAGAAAUGAAGGCGCAAUAUGGACCGGAGGAAAUGCUCUAUCCAAACAAGCAGCUCUAUCGAUACAACAUUAGGAACGGCGAUGAGAUCAUCAUUGACAGCAAACUGAAUCGAUUUGCGUCAACGUCUUCGACCACAUCUUCCAUUCGUUCCUGAAGAAGAACGAUGAGUGAAUCGCGCGGUAUUGAAGAAAUCCGAUAACUCCUCGGGUUUUGAUCUCCACUUAUAGCCUCACGAUAUAACACUCUCAUUGAUAAUUGUAACAAUACUGUUACAGAUCGAUAGAGAGGCACCGUGUCCGGUUUUCAUGAUCGCGUUUGUUAAUAACUGCGGAUCUGAAAACCGAGAACUUUUACAAUCCAAGGUGGAUAAAUGGAUUCGAGGGCGAAUGUUUCCCUACGUGGAAGUCUAAAUGUAUAGAAUUAGGAAUUUACGGAUGUUUGAUGUUAUCUUAAACUGCAAAUAUCUCAGAAAUAAUAGUGGACAGACGACAUCCGAUCAGAAAUUCUGAAUUGGCGAAAACUCGGUAAUCUGUCACAGGCGAAAUUAUCUAAGAACAUCAUGUGUUUUCUAAACGGUAUGUCUAGAUAUAGUCUGACAUUUUCUGAAAAUCGAAUUACAACUGUCAAUGCAAUUCUCGAUCGCAGCAUAUGAUUGUCUAAUGCAAUUAUUAGAUUAAUUAUUUCUUCGCAAACUCAUCCAGACCUCGACGUAUAAACUUAAACCGUUACUAACGAGCCUGGCGCAUAGAGAAUAAUUAUUGUGUCCAGUGUACAAGCGUACACGAGCUUAGAUGAGUAGUUAGCUGUCAUUUUCUUUAACAUAGUAAGUCUCGUCUGUCUUAGGAGACGAAAAACGUAAUGGGAAAGCAUGGUUGUACAUAGCGAAUUUCAAUUUCCAGCCAAAUUCGAUGUAGCUGCGACGCGAGCAAAAGAGAUUUACUCCGUUCGCUCGACAUAAAAGAAACUAAUAGGAACAUGAUAGAAAUUCAAUUUAGGACGACGCCAAUGACAACUGACGAGACGCGCCAUUGAGGCUGUUGUGUAACGAAGAGAACGAAAUAUUUUUGUAGAGAUCGCGGGCAGUUAUUCUCAAAGAAAGUAUAAAAUCUACUCGUUCAUAAGACAACGCGUUUUGUUGCUCCUCGGUUAAACACCAAUGAUAAAAACGUGUAACGCAGUUGCAGCCACGUUUCCGUCGCGCUCGCGUUUGUGCGUACGACUCUUUCGCAAGAUGCGUUUGCAAAAGGUAAAGGGAGACCUUAAGUUUCCUCGUGAAAUUUCCGAGUGUUUAAGAGCAAUGGGAUAUAUAUUUAUAUCGCUGGUUGGUGAAAGCGUCAUCCACUUACGUUGUCAUCGCGACAAAUGAUCUCUGUAUUUUUCGAAGAUGAUAUAUACUACAAGCAAACUCUUUUUCCUGUAAACUUUGCGCGAGAAUGAAACGCACUCGUGUCACCAGCUCGUGAAUUGCAACGUAAAUUGUAACGAAAUGUAAAACGCGAGAGAAAAUUUGUGAAACCGUACAAGAGUCGUGAUUGGCGUUACGUUAUUAUCAUCUAUUUUUAGUAUGUACUUAACAAACCACAAGUACAACAUCUUCACUUCGACAAGUUUCAUACUUUCAAGCGGUCCUUUAUAUUUAUAUAUAUAUAUAUGGUAUAAGACUUCUUUUCAUUCUAAGAUAUUGAGGCAUAUAUGGCAGAGAGUGAGUAAAUUCUCAGCAAACGCAAAUAUAGAGCUGGUAUAUAAUAUAUACGUAAAUAUACAUGCUUUACAUCUAUAUUAUAUAGUAGUUAUAUAUUCGUUUGCUAGGUUGCAUAUCGCAAUUGUUUCAUCAAAGUGGAUGAAUGGAAAUCACGUUGAUGACAGCGAUAAAGCUGAUGUAAAUCUCAAAUGUGAUAACAGAGGCAGCAUCGAUUGCGAUUUAUGAUACACGCGUAUAAUUUACAGAUUUAUAAUCAUUUCGAAUCUCGAAGUAUAUCUUUUCUUUCCCUUUUUAAAUACUAAGCAUGUUUCGUUGCAUUUACAGCUUUACUCCGAUUUAAGGCACGAACGAGCUCGCGAAAAGAAACUAAGUAGAAUGUUGCGUUGCAUCGCUUUAUCUUUAAAUCCGCCAGUAUCACCGUGCCGAGGGAACUUUUCGGUCGAACGUCGGAGAAAGAAAACGCAGUGUACAUCAAGUUUCGAUUUCUUUGCUCACAAGCAAGCUCCGAAGCUUGCGGAGUCACUUAGUGCCUGCCUUUUACGUAUUAGUGUAACUCAGAUAUUUCUAACACUGCCCUGUGAAUAUGAUAAAACAUAAUUCGGGACAAGGCUCUCGAUACAGUAAUAAGAAACGUAGACCGAAUUUUUGGAGCAGCUAAAACUCCAGUUGACCAAAAGAUUCAUAAUAAAAUUUUAUUAUUAUUGUACAGCGUUAAUAAUAUUCUGAUUAUUAUUAUAAAAAGCAGCUUCGACGAGCAUUUGAUAACAAAAGAUAUACAAAUUCGAGCGCUGUUUUUAUUGCGAGAUUGGAGGUCAGAAUUGAUUUUUACAGCGGAAUAAUAUUGCUACUGAAGAAAUUCGGUCGAACGUUUCCUAGAAAUCGAAGGAGCACCGCGUUAGUCGGGAAAAUGUUGACUGUAGGAUUCCAAUGCCACUGUCGCGUCCUGCCUUUCCAGCAUGGAGAGUGCAAGUCGUAUAGUAAACAACAGAAAAUUAAAAUCAAUCAUAAAAGAGGACAAGGACGGACUGGUAAUGGGAUCCUACGACGCAUGUGUCUAGUCUCGGAAAAGAAACUCUGCAUUACUUUCAUUUUAUAAAAUACGAUUUUUUUUUUGUGCUGGCGCAAAUGUACGUACUAACGAAAUAAAUCAUUUAUAUGAUAUAAACUAUUCUUCAAUUUU